Molecule: messenger RNA, 1344 nt
Organism: Ochotona curzoniae (black-lipped pika)
Lineage: Eukaryota; Metazoa; Chordata; Mammalia; Lagomorpha; Ochotonidae
Product: GTP-binding protein Di-Ras3-like
Exons: 1
Coding region: 1-687 (228 amino acids)
Molecular function (GO): GTP binding; GTPase activity
Source: RefSeq, a predicted model, not a curated record
AUGGGCAACUCGUGUUUUCCCCUCAAGGAACGCUUGCUGUUGCGCCUGCGGGCUCUGCCCGCCAGUCUGAGCUUGAUCCGCGCUUUCACGCGCUACCGGAGAAGAAUCGAUUACCGCAUAGUGGUGGUCGGCUCCACUGGGGUGGGGAAGAGCACCAUCGUGAAGCGGUGGGUCCGUGGCACCUUCCGCGACAAAUACCUGGCCACCCUUCAGAGCACCCACCCCCAAGGGCUGGGCCGCAACAAAAUCGGUGGGCUGCGCAUCACCGACACCACAGGCACCCGCCAGUACCCGGGGCUGAAGUACUUUGCCAUUCUCAGAGGGCAUGCUUUCGUCCUGGUCUACUCCGUCGCCAAGAAGGAAACCCUGGAUGAGCUGAAACCCUUCUACGAUCUGAUCCGCAGAAUCAAGGGCAACAACCUGCACAAGUUCCCCGUGGUGCUAGUGGGCAACCAGAGUGACCAGAGCUACCGCGAGCUGAGCGCAAGCGAAGGUGCUGCCCGCGCCCUGGAGUGGAAUUGCGCCUUCCUGGAGACCUCCGCCAAGACCGAGUUCAACCUGCAGGAGUUAUUCCACAUGCUGCUGAACCACGAGAAGAUGUCUGCUGCCUGCCUCCCGAACACCCAGAAGAAUUCCCAGGUGUCCCAGGCUGUGGAGAAGCUGCUAACUAAGUGCAUUGUUAUGUGAGCUUCAGAGUCGACUCCCCCCACCCUCCACUUUCCCAUAGAGUGUAGAAAGCUGACUCUGCUAGUGUCACGCUUCGCCUGUAUACAGUUGGCUUCUGUGCUGUGUCUGGACUGCAACACCUAGACUUCCAUAGAUGUACCUUGUAACUUGAUCAUUUCGGGUUUUCCUGGACCAAAUGAAUUAAUGAAAUCUCGUCCUUACAAAUAUUGGCAUUUCAGGAGAAGAAAAAAGAAACACUGAAUUUUAAAUCAGACUCUUAUUUGUAAAUGGGGGUGGAAAAAAUGUGUUUUCAAGGAAAAAAAGAUACCAAAAUGAAUUGCAAGAAUUACAACCCUUCUUGUAACCCUAUGAUUGUGUCUUGUUUUUAAAAUGUCUAGUUCUGUAAGUGCCUGAUCAUAUCUCCAUUGUGUGCUUGACUGUCGAGAAAUGUGUUUUCCCAACAAAUGCCUUGACAGCUUGCUGUGCAAUUGAUAUAGUAAAGAUAAAAGGGAAUCUUCUGUAACCACUGUGACAUGAGGUCCAGAGCAGAAAAACUGCAAGUGACAUUUGUUCACCAAAGCGCUGAUGAUUGUUUGCUAAUGUAAUCAAAAAUCUUGAGCUAUUUCUCCUUGUAGCUUUCAAAAAAUUUAGCAGUUCCUUAAUAAAGCUUUUCUUGUG